AUGCAAAUUGCUAUAGAAUUUGGGUAUAAUAAUACCGCUUUCCUAUACGAGCCAUUUUACAUGGAGAAAAUUGGCAAAAAUGUUCGAAAAUUGGAGCUUUUCGGUGCGACAAAGGCGCACAAGCCUUUGGCCUUCGAGGCCAUUCUAGGCGUUGCGUUGUACAUAUUCCAGGAGAAUCCUCUCAACUCAACAACACCGGUACCUAGUCCGCGUGGGGGCACAGAAGCAGACAAAUCCGCAUCUGCAGCCUUUUUGGAAUGCUUUAUCCAGUGCGAUGACUUGGUAUUUCGCGCCGAGUAUGAUCCCUUACGUCAGGUAGGAGUCCUGCUGAUGCCGCACAAUAUCCACAUACAUGGUCGAGAAACGAAAAAGGACGAGAUACUCGCCAUCCAACCAAGCCUCUCCAAUGCGGAGGAUGUGAGGAAGCUGAGGGCUUCGUACCCUAUUAUGUCGAUCGCUACUGGAGUUACUUAUACCUUGGUGGACUUCACUAACAGCCCUAACCUUCUCAACCUUCUGGAAGCCGGUGAACCGCCGACACCCGAACUUGAUACGAGCUGGAAACAGAGGGCCGUUGAUGAAUCGAUGGUCCACCGCCACUACGGUGCGGUGUACUUUGUCCAAGACGAAGCCGAUUUCACUGAGGAACCUUACAUCACCAGUCUCCAUGUACGGGUGAUCCAGGACAGUGUUGAACAGACUGCGACUGCCGGCGCCUGUUCCACCCUUGCAGCAUACUUGGCGCUGCAGAAGGGAGGAAAUAAUUCAAGCCAUGCAUUUGCGAUGAAGCAAACCACCACAACGGGCCGAUCGAGCCAACUGUGCUUACAGAUCGGGCUGGAUGAGAACGGCACAAGCGUUAAGCGGAUCGUUCUCUCUGGACGUUGUACCCUGAUCAGUCGAGGUACAUUAAUGUAG
Molecule: messenger RNA, 918 nt
Organism: Microsporum canis CBS 113480
Lineage: Eukaryota; Fungi; Ascomycota; Eurotiomycetes; Onygenales; Arthrodermataceae
Exons: 1
Coding region: 1-918 (305 amino acids)
Source: RefSeq, a predicted model, not a curated record